AGCUAACCUUCACCGCACUUGCAAGUAACAAUAGUCCCUGUGAUCCGCCCUCAACGCCGUUCCACUAGCUUCCAGUAGUUGACCGCUUUGUUGUUUCUUUGGCUCCUAGCUUUCCUUCUGUAACUAUACUAUUACGUGCUGCAGAGCGAGGUACAGUAAACAUUUUACGCGCGCCAAUAAGCUCUUGCUGGUUAGGAUAAUCCUUUUCUCGGGCGAGACCACCUCGGCCAAUAGGCUGUAGGCAGCGGCAGCCACAGCCGCGGCAGGUUCAGGAUGCCGCUUAUCUACAGCAGUGUGUCUCAGAGCUCGGUCACGGUUGCGGAGUAUGCUGCAUUCUCGGGCAACUUUGGAGCUGUCGCUAAGGACUACUUGGAAAAGGCCGGCAAAAAUGAGGGAAAGUUUACCUUCAACGUUGAUGGCCACACCUUCAACUUCUUGAACAGGGGCGGCUUCACGUACCUUGUGGUGGCGGAUGAGGCGUAUGGCCGAGCAAUCCCUUCGGCCUUCUUGGAUAAGAUGGCCAGCGAGUUCGGCAUGAAGUACGCUGACAAGGCUCAGGGGGCAAAGGAGGGGUCCCUCAACUCAUCCUUUGGAAAGCAACUAAAGCAGAUGAUGGAGCAUGCAACGCAGUACCCAGAGGAAUACUCCAAGGUGGCAUCUGUGCAGAAAAAGGUUGACGAGGUGAAGGGCAUCAUGACGGAGAACAUUGAGAAGGUGUUGGCGCGCGGAGAGAAGCUGGAGCUGCUCACGGACAAGACGGAGAACCUGAUGAAUGAGGCUGACCGUUUCCAGCGGCAAGGGCGGCAGCUGCGCCGCAAGAUGUGGUGGCAGAACUGCAAGAUGAAGAUCGUGGUGGCCUUCGCCGUCAUCCUGCUGGCGCUCGUCAUCUUCCUGCUCGUCUGCUUCUCGGGAGGAAACUGCCUCAAGCACUAGAAGCAAAGCUGGAAUGGCCGCGCUAUGUGUCGUCUGGUUACAUGUCUGGAUUAAGAAGGGCAUCUCGAACUGCUCUUAAUGUCGUUGCUUGACGCGGUGGGGAACAGGGCGUAUAUAAUAGUGUUUGACGGGGCUUAAGGGUGGGGAGAGGGUUGGAGGGGCCUGGGCCUGACCUGUCUUUGGUUAGAAGACGGGUUGUCCCUUACAGGGAAGCGGUUGAAGUGCAGUGUCAUGAGUAACGUUCAGGACUAGCUUGUGUCUGGCUGGCGUGGGUUUCGCUUAAACUGUUCGUCGUUAUCCAGGACUGGUCAGCCAUAUGGGGACAGUGCCAGGCCUACAGGUGCUUAUGUGGCACGUCUGUCAGGUGGUCCGGGGGCAUGGCAGCGGUGAGCUGUGAUUACUGCCAGCGAGCGACGUUUUCUUUCUAAUAUGGGUCUGCCAUAGAGCACUUUGGCUACGGGGUCCAGAGUCGUGCUCAUGGCCGUCGUCAAAGUCGAGACGAGGUGACCGUUCUCAACCGCGUCUUAUAUGCAGCGCAGGUGCAUGCUAAUUACAAAUGCUUAGAGAAAGGUUAGCUCAGCGCCGGAGUCGCUUGCUUUCCUUUUUGGCGAGUACUGUUGUCGUACGUUCUGCCCCUAUGCAUUUCCCUGUCUCUUUGGGCCGGUUACAUCACACUGCCAUCUGGGCAUACGGUGAUCCUUUAGGGCUGAAAACAAUCUACGACUAACUGAUAUGCAACUCUGUAAAAGUGUGG
This is a messenger RNA of Astrephomene gubernaculifera, 1687 nucleotides long. NCBI's taxonomy places the organism in Eukaryota, Viridiplantae, Chlorophyta, Chlorophyceae, Chlamydomonadales, Astrephomenaceae. The record is from the annotation of a GenBank genome assembly.